Tachysurus vachellii is the source of this 1377-nucleotide messenger RNA. RefSeq names its product leucine rich repeat containing 58a (gene lrrc58a). Gene Ontology annotation, molecular function: protein binding. The transcript is spliced from 4 exons. The record is from RefSeq and is a predicted model, not a curated record. The coding region runs from base 157 to 1212 and encodes 351 amino acids. NCBI's taxonomy places the organism in Eukaryota, Metazoa, Chordata, Actinopteri, Siluriformes, Bagridae.
GUAGAGCGGCACAUCUGGACGGAUUUCCCCGAGCAGAAGCUCGAGCGCUUGCACAGCUGUAAUGUUGCACUGUAGCUGCUGUAUAGUAGUAUACAGCAAUACUUGUCCUUUAUAGUUAUACUAAUAGUUGUCCUUUAUUUUUUGCACUCGGAAACCAUGGAGACUUUCGCCAGAGUCAGUGAGGAAACCCUGGUUUUAAACCUGUCGCGUUUGCACCUGGCUGACUUGAACCUGGAGCACAUCACGGAGCCACAACGCAAAAAGAUACAAGAGCUUCACCUUACAUACAACAGCCUGGCGUUUUUCCCCACUCCCCUAUACAUGUUUUCCAGCCUGGAAUUCCUGGACAUGAGUAAUAACGCGCUGACUGUUUUUCCUGAGGACAUUCUGCAACUCACAAAACUAAAGACGCUGGUCGCGAAAAAUAACCAGCUGGAUGAAGCUUCGUUUCCGAAGCGGUUCGGUUCGAUGCCCAUCGAGACCCUGAACUUCAGCGGGAACCGAUUUAAAGAAAUACCAAGGCAGUUCCUGGAACUGAGCCGACUGCAGUCUCUGUCCAUGGGAGGAAACAGAUUAAAAAGCAUUCCAGCAGAGAUAGGAAACUUAACCAGGCUGGAGAUGUUGUAUCUGGGAGGAAAUCUGAUCUCUUUCAUUCCUCAAGAGCUGGCUAACCUGCGCUGUCUCAGGUACCUGGUGCUGUGUGACAACUGCAUCCAGAGCGUUCCACCUCAGCUAUACAGGUUGCACUCCUUGCUGUGUCUCAGUCUCCACAAUAACCUCUUGACGUUUCUACCACGUGAGAUCCUCAGCCUCGUGCACCUACAGGAGCUCAGUCUACGCGGUAACCCUCUGGUAGUGCGCUUUGUCAAGGACAUGACCAAUGAACCCCCAUCCUUGCUCGAGCUGGCAGGACGGACCAUUAAAUCCCGGAACCUUCCGUACCUCGUGAGUGACCUCCCACAGAACCUGUACCGCUACUUGGACUCGGCCAGCAAGUGUCCCAACCCCAAAUGUGCGGGUGUUUACUUUGACUCACGAGUGCGCCAUAUCAAGUUUGUCGACUUCUGUGGAAAGUUCCGUCUGCCCCUAAUGCAAUACCUCUGCUCCCCUGAAUGUAGCUCUCCCUGCAGCUCCACCCCACAGAGCGACGCUGAGUCAGAGGACGAGAGCAGUGUCCCGGCAGACAGGCUACAGAAGGUGCUCCUGGGAUAGCACAGCCACCUUCUACAGUUAUAAAGUAUAAAAAAAAGUAUAUUUUUGUAAUGAAAAAAAAAAUAAACCUGUCUGGAUCGGUACUGAAUGAUCAACAGCAUCAGCCUGUCCAUGAAUGUCCAUUAUUGAGCUUAAAGUGACCCAAUAAAUAAUGUGAUCUACUCA